Messenger RNA from Sus scrofa (pig), 3863 nucleotides. RefSeq names its product euchromatic histone lysine methyltransferase 2 (gene EHMT2). NCBI's taxonomy places the organism in Eukaryota, Metazoa, Chordata, Mammalia, Artiodactyla, Suidae. Gene Ontology annotation, biological process: negative regulation of transcription by RNA polymerase II; peptidyl-lysine dimethylation. Gene Ontology annotation, molecular function: p53 binding; zinc ion binding; histone H3K9 methyltransferase activity. Gene Ontology annotation, cellular component: chromatin; nucleus. The record is from RefSeq and is marked provisional.
AGCGGCGAUGGCGGCGGCGGCGGGAGCUGCAGCGGCGGCGGCCGCCGAGGGGGAGGCCCCCGCUGAGAUGGGGGCGCUGGUGCUGGAGAAGGAGCCCAGAGGAGCUACCGAGAGAGUUCAUGGCUCUUUGGGGGACACCCCUCGUAGUGAGGAGGCCCUCCCCAAGGCCAACCCUGACUCCCUGGAACCUGCUGGCCCCUCAUCCCCAGCCUCUGUCACAGUCACCGUCGGCGAUGAGGGAGCUGACACUCCUAUAGGGGCCACACCUCUCAUUGGGGAUGAACCCGAGAAUCUCGAGGGAGAUGGGGACCUCCAUGGGGGACGCAUCCUGCUGGGCCAUGCCACAAAGUCAUUCCCGUCUUCCCCUAGCAAGGGGGGUGCCUGUCCCAGCCGAGCCAAAAUGUCAAUGACUGGGGCUGGAAAAUCACCCCCAUCAGUCCAGAGUUUGGCUAUGAGGCUGCUGAGUAUGCCGGGGGCCCAGGGGGCAGCAGCAGCAGCAAUACCUGAACCCCCUCCAGCCACAGCCAGCCCAGAGGGGCAGCCCAAGGUCCAUCGAGCCAGGAAGACCAUGUCUAAACCCGGAAACGGACAGCCCCCAGUCCCCGAGAAGCGGCCCCCUGAAGUGCAGCAUUUCCGCAUGAGCGAUGACGUGCACUCGCUGGGGAAGGUGACCUCAGACGUGGCCAAAAGGAGGAAGCUGAACUCAGGAGGUGGCCUGUCGGAGGAGUUGGGUUCUGCACGGGGUUCAGGAGAUGUGUCCCUGGAGAAGGGCGACCCCGGGUCCCUGGAGGAGUGGGAGACGGUGGUGGGGGAUGACUUCAGCCUCUACUACGAUUCCUACUCUGUGGAUGAGCGAGUGGACUCGGACAGCAAGUCUGAGGUUGAAGCUCUAGCUGAACAGCUGAGUGAGGAGGAGGAAGAAGAGGAGGAGGAAGAGGAGGAAGAGGAGGAGGAGGAGGAAGAAGAGGAGGAGGAGGAGGAAGAUGAAGAGUCAGGGAAUCAGUCGGACAGGAGCGGUUCCAGCGGCCGGCGCAAAGCCAAGAAGAAGUGGCGGAAGGACAGUCCGUGGGUGAAGCCGUCACGGAAACGGCGGAAGCGGGAGCCUCCGAGGGCCAAAGAGCCACGAGGCGUGUCCAAUGACACAUCCUCCCUGGAGACAGAGCGAGGGUUUGAGGAGUUGCCCCUCUGCAGCUGCCGCAUGGAGGCACCCAAGAUAGACCGCAUCAGUGAGAGAGCGGGGCACAAGUGCAUGGCCACGGAGAGUGUGGAUGGAGAGCUAUCGGGCUGCAACGCCGCGAUCCUCAAGCGGGAGACCAUGAGACCGUCGAGCCGCGUGGCCCUGAUGGUGCUCUGUGAGACCCACCGCGCCCGCAUGGUCAAACACCACUGCUGCCCAGGCUGUGGCUACUUCUGUACGGCGGGCACCUUCCUGGAGUGCCACCCCGACUUCCGAGUGGCCCACCGCUUCCACAAGGCCUGCGUGUCCCAGCUCAACGGGAUGGUCUUCUGUCCCCACUGUGGGGAGGACGCAUCUGAGGCCCAAGAGGUGACCAUCCCCCGGGAUGGGGUGACCCCACCAGCGGGCACUGCAGCCCCCGCCCCCCCACCCCUGGCCCAGGAUGCCGGGAGAGCGGACACUUCCCAGCCCAGCGCCCGGAUGCGAGGUCACGGGGAGCCCCGGCGGCCCCCCUGCGACCCCCUGGCUGACACCAUCGACAGCUCGGGGCCCUCCCUCACCCUGCCCAGUGGAGGCUGCCUCUCAGCUGUGGGGCUGCCACCUGGGCCAGGCCGGGAGGCCCUGGAGAAGGCACUGGUCAUCCAGGAGUCGGAGAGGCGGAAGAAACUCCGUUUCCACCCCCGGCAGCUGUACCUGUCAGUGAAGCAGGGCGAGCUGCAGAAGGUGAUCCUGAUGCUGUUGGACAACCUGGACCCCAACUUCCAGAGCGACCAGCAGAGCAAGCGCACGCCCCUGCACGCGGCCGCCCAGAAGGGCUCAGUGGAGAUCUGCCACGUGCUGCUGCAGGCUGGAGCCAACAUCAACGCAGUGGACAAGCAGCAGCGGACGCCGCUGAUGGAGGCUGUGGUGAACAACCACCUGGAGGUGGCUCGUUACAUGGUGCAGCGCGGCGGCUGCGUCUACAGCAAGGAGGAAGACGGCUCCACCUGCCUCCACCACGCAGCCAAAAUUGGGAAUCUGGAGAUGGUGAGCCUGCUGCUCAGCACGGGUCAGGUGGACGUCAACGCCCAGGACAGCGGGGGCUGGACGCCCAUCAUCUGGGCUGCGGAGCACAAGCACAUCGAGGUGAUCCGCAUGCUGCUGACACGGGGCGCCGACGUCACCCUCACAGACAACGAGGAGAACAUCUGCCUGCACUGGGCCUCCUUCACCGGCAGCGCCGCCAUCGCCGAGGUCCUCCUGAACGCCCGCUGUGACCUCCAUGCUGUCAACUACCACGGGGACACGCCGCUGCACAUCGCAGCCCGGGAGAGCUACCACGACUGCGUGCUGUUGUUCCUGUCUCGAGGGGCCAACCCUGAGCUGCGGAACAAGGAGGGGGACACGGCGUGGGACCUGACCCCUGAGCGCUCCGACGUGUGGUUUGCACUCCAGCUCAACCGCAAGCUUCGGCUCGGGGUGGGAAACCGGGCCAUUCGCACUGAGAAGAUCAUCUGCCGGGACGUGGCCCGGGGCUAUGAGAACGUGCCCAUUCCCUGUGUCAACGGGGUGGACAGCGAGCCGUGCCCCGAGGAUUACAAGUACAUCUCGGAGAACUGCGAGACGUCCACCAUGAACAUCGACCGCAACAUCACGCACCUGCAGCACUGCACGUGUGUGGACGACUGCUCCAGCUCCAACUGCCUGUGCGGCCAGCUCAGCAUCCGCUGCUGGUAUGACAAGGAUGGGCGGCUGCUGCAGGAAUUUAACAAGAUCGAGCCCCCGCUGAUUUUUGAGUGUAACCAGGCGUGCUCCUGCUGGAGAAACUGCAAGAAUCGCGUAGUGCAGAGCGGCAUCAAGGUGCGACUGCAGCUCUACCGAACAGCCAAGAUGGGCUGGGGGGUCCGCGCCCUGCAGACCAUUCCCCAGGGGACUUUUAUAUGCGAGUAUGUGGGAGAGCUGAUCUCUGAUGCCGAGGCUGACGUGAGAGAGGAUGAUUCUUAUCUCUUCGACUUGGACAACAAGGAUGGUGAAGUCUACUGCAUCGAUGCCCGUUACUACGGCAACAUCAGCCGCUUCAUCAACCACUUGUGUGACCCCAACAUCAUCCCCGUCCGGGUCUUCAUGCUACACCAAGACCUGCGAUUUCCGCGCAUUGCCUUCUUCAGUUCACGAGACAUCCGGACCGGGGAGGAGCUGGGGUUUGACUAUGGUGACCGCUUCUGGGACAUCAAAAGCAAAUAUUUCACCUGCCAGUGUGGCUCUGAGAAGUGCAAGCACUCAGCGGAGGCCAUCGCCCUGGAGCAGAGCCGCCUGGCCCGCCUGGACCCCCACCCCGAGCUGCUGCCCGAGCUCAGCUCCUUGCCCCCCGUCAACCCCUGAGAGUGGACCACACACACCCCUCCCUACCCCAGGACGGCCACCAACUCGGCAGCCACCUCUGCUACUUGCUGCCCACAGCCCACACCUGGGGGUGCCACAGUCUCCUGUCCCUGCACCCCUCCACACAUUCCUCAGCCAGAGAUCCCCGCCAGGCCCUGGAGGUCUGACAGCCCCUCUCUCCCAGAGCUGGUUCCUCCCUGGGAGAGUGACUUCAGGGCUGGCCACCCCCCUGUUCCCCAUCCUUAGCUGAAGUUUGAUGAAUUGAAAUUGGGGCCCUAUGCUAACUGGUUUCCUUUGUUCUCAAUAAAUGUUGGGUUUGUAAUAA